ACGAAUCGCAGCCGUGAUUACUACUACGAGUACUCCACCAAAUGAUCGAGUGCUACCAGAGAUUUGGAUUUCCAUUUACAGAUUCAAACUUCAAAGGCCAGCCUGAUCGUAACGAACGAACUAGGCGGAAGCAGAUUCGCUUCCCCCCCCUCCAAUCGCCAUCUCAUAAAUCCGCCGCGCCCACCACGGCGCCACCAACUUCCUCCAUCCUAGUCCCCCCUCCCCGCACGUCGCGCACGCACGGGCGCGGGGCGGCGAGGAGGGACCGGGCCCGGAACCUUCGCUCUGCCUGCGGGCGGGCGGGCGGGCAAUGGCGCCGGGCUCGCCGCUGAAGCGCCUGGCGCGGCGGGCGGCGAGGGGCCCGCUCGAGAGGGCCGGCCUGGCGGGGCUCGCGGCCGCGGCCGUGUCCGCCGCCGCGCUGCUGCUGCUGCUGCUCUGCUCCGCCUCGCUGCGCUGCUCGGCGGCCGCGCUGGCGGCGGCGCCCCGGAGGCUCUGGGCCGGCGGGGUCUCCGUCGCGGCCGAGGCGGCGGGGAGCGAGGAGGAGGACUGCGACCUGUUCGACGGGGACUGGGUGCGGGCCGGCGCCGGCGGCGGGUACCCGCUCUACAACUCCAGGGCCUGCGCCUUCCUCGACGUCGGCUUCCGCUGCUCCGAGAACGGCCGCCCCGACGCGGCCUACGCCACGUGGCGGUGGCAGCCGGCGCGCUGCCACCUCCCCAGAUUUGAUGCCAAAAGCAUGCUCGAGAAGCUACGGAACAGAAGAGUAGUAUUUGUUGGUGAUUCAAUUGGAAGGAACCAAUGGGAGUCUCUACUUUGUAUGCUCUCUACUGCUGUUCAUAACAAGAGCUCGAUCUAUGAAGUUAAUGGGAAUCCCAUCACAAAGCACAUGGGUUUCUUGAUUUUCAACUUUAGAGACUACAAUUGCACUGUGGAAUACUACAGAUCCCCUUUUAUAGUCCUUCAAGGUCGUGCGCCAGCUGGAGCCCCUGAGAUUGUCAAGUAUACAAUUCGAGUGGAUGCCAUGGAUUGGAUGUCUGACCGGGGUAAAUGGAAGGAUGCUGAUGUAUUGAUUUUCAACACUGGCCAUUGGUGGAACGAUGAGAAAACAAUCAGGGGGGGUGCCUACUUCCGAGAAGGUGAUGAGGUGAAAAUGGAUAUGACUGUUACAGAUGCUUACCGAAGAUCAAUACAGACAUUGUCCGAUUGGCUUCACAGAGAAGUUAACACAAGCAAGACCCAUGUCAUCUACCGUACAUAUGCUCCUGUGCAUUUCAGAGGUGGUGACUGGAAGACUGGAGGGAGCUGUCACUCGGAAACUCUUCCAGAUUUGACCCCACCCGAAUGGCUGGAAGAAUGGGGUGACCUGCUUAAACCUGUGAGUGAUGUUCUAGGGAACAAUCUGAAUCCCAAGCUUUCUGGAGUAGAUGUGCUGAAUGUGACGCGGAUGACAGCUCAGCGGAAAGAUGGCCAUCUCUCAGUAUACCUAAGCCCUUCAGGACCUGUGCCCCACUACAAACAGGAUUGCAGCCACUGGUGCCUGCCAGGUGUCCCAGACACCUGGAAUGAGCUUCUCUACGCCCUCAUCAUGAAGAGGCGUAUGAAGAUGGAUCAGAAUGUUUCCCUUGCUGGCACUAUAACACUGAACACUGGCUGAUAAUGACAAUCAACUGAGUGCUCUGCUCUCUGAAGUCUGAAGAAGGGAUGUGGUAAGGUAAAUCCAGCAGCUGCUCAUGGCAAAGCAAACUUCAUAGUCAUCCUGGGCGAUGGCACACAUGCCAAUUAGCUAGGAUGCCAGACACAUUUUUGGAUAGUGGGUGUCAGUUUGUAGGAAGCUGCAGCACCCUGCCGGUGUUUUGUACAUGUCGAGGUUAGUGUAUAGCUGAGCAGAGGGUAGAAGACCGUUCAGCUUUGAAGGAAAACGGUGUGUUUCAUGCAGAUGAUAUUAGUGUUAGCGGUGGUGAACAUAGCUAGCUAGGGCGCUAAAGUGAAUGAUGUAAAUAUAUAUAUAACGGCGUCGUCGGAAUGGGCAAUGUGGUUUUAACUGAA
Messenger RNA from Panicum hallii, 2046 nucleotides. Its product is annotated as protein trichome birefringence-like 10. The transcript is spliced from 4 exons. Gene Ontology annotation, cellular component: Golgi apparatus. Lineage: Eukaryota; Viridiplantae; Streptophyta; Magnoliopsida; Poales; Poaceae. The record is from RefSeq and is a predicted model, not a curated record. Bases 311 to 1654 code for a protein of 447 amino acids. Gene Ontology annotation, molecular function: O-acetyltransferase activity.